GUUCCUCUCAACAUUUCAACCGACCAGUCCCCUUCUUUGUUGAUACAUAGACACACACACACACACUACCUAUAUAAACAACAAAGUCUUAAUACAUAUACGCAUACUUCUCUUUUAGUUAGCGUCUUUCAAUUUCUUCAACACCAUGCACACAGAUGCAAUGAAAGCACCAGAUGCAAUGAAAGCUCCGGAUGUAACGAAAAUGGAUGAGGUGAACGAUUCGCUUGAUACUUCCAUUAGGCAAACUAUGGGAAAGGAACCCCUGCUUUCAUUACCAAGAACGGGGGAAAGUCCUGCUCAAUGGAUUCAGUGGCUUCGUUCUAUAGAUCAGCCAGAUAUUAUUCAGAUGCAGAAGUGCGAGAAAUGUUCCAGGGAAUUUUGUUCACCUAUUAAUCACAGAAGACAUAGACGUCUGCACCGCAAAUCCUUAAAUUCUGAUAAGGAGUCUCGCGAAUACAGGGAUUUAUUGGGAGCAUUUUGGGACAAGCUCUCAUUGGAUGAGGUUAAAAAAGUUGUAUCAUUGCAAGAUAUCUCACUAAAGGAAAUUUCUGGAUCUGUACUUGUUCAUGCCUUGUCAACAGCUUUGGGCAAACAAGGGUUUUGGUCUCUUCCUCGUGUUUAUGUAAAGGCUGGUUCAAAGUUGCUGGAAGUCAUCCAAGCUAAACCUGCCAGUCUUCCAGUGACCUCCAAGGAAUUAUUUAGUAUCCUUGAUGAUGCUAGUGAGAGAACAUUCUUAUGUGCUGGCACAGCUGAGUCAGUGGAAAAAUAUGUUUUUGAUGGAGAAGCUGCCAAAAUUGGUUUAGACUCAAAGAAUCUGGUUGCUUGCACUAGCUUCCUUUUUGAACAGAAACUGGCUAAAGCAUGGGUUGCCGACAAAGAUGCUGAAGCUUUGAAAUUCGAAAAAUUGCUUUUUGAGGAGGAAGAAGCUGCUCAAAAAAAGCAAGCUGAGCUAUUAGAGAGGAAAAAAGUGAAAAAGCGUCGACAGAAGGAACAGAAAGCAAGGGAGCAAUCAAAUGAGGAAAAAGGACAUCUGGAGGUACCAGCUGAUUGUGUUGAAGUUCCAUCAGCAGAAGCAGAUAGCCUUCCAGGACCAUCUGGUUCCUAUUCCAAUAAUCCUGAUGUACCUCUGGACGUCUCCACCAAUCUUGAACUGGUUCAAUUCUAUAGUAAUGAAGAUAUGAGCGUUGAAUCCCAAUAUAAUCUCCCUCACCAACAUCUGGAUUCAGUUAAAGUUCAGAAUGUUGAACCCCAACGCACUUCUGCCAAUAGUCGACGGAAAAAAGUGAAAAAGCGUCGACAGAAGGAACAGAAAGCAAGGGAGCAAUCAAAUGAGGAAAAAGGAAAUCUGGAGGUACCAGCUGAUUGUGUUGAAGUUCCAUCGGCAGAAGCAGAUAGCCUUCCAGGACCAUCUGAUUCGUAUUAUAAUAAUCCUGAUGUGUCUCUGGACGUCUCCACUAAUCUUGAACUGGUUCAAUUCUCCAGUAAUGAAGAAAUAAGCGUUGAACCCCAAUAUGAUCUCUCUCACCAACAUCUGGAUUCGGUUAAAGUUCAGAAUGUUGAACCCCAACCCACUUCUGCCAAUAGUCGAUGGGAAAAAGUGAAAAAGUGUCGACAAAAGGAACAGAAAGCAAGGGAGCAAUCAAAUGAGGAAAAAGGAAAUCUGGAGGUACUAGCUGAUUGUAUUGAAGUUCUAUUGGCAGAAGCAGAUAGCCUUCCAGGACCAUCUGAUUCGUAUUCUAAUAAUCCUGAUGUAUCUCUGGACGUCUCCACAAAUCUUGAACUGGUUCAAUUCUCCAGUAAUGAAGAUGUGAGUGUUGAAUCCCAAUAUGAUCUCUCUCACCAACACCUGGAUUCGGUUAAAGUUCAGAAUGUUGAACCCCAACCAGUGUCUGUCAAUAUUCGACGGCAUUCUGCCAAUGCUGAGUGGCAAACUCCAAAAUCGCAAAGGUCUGGGCAAAAUAGUAACAAUCAAAAUCAUCAAGCAAAAGUUGUACCUUUACAGAAGCACAAGGACAGUGGUACCCCUGUUAAUAGCAUUAAGAUAACAAGAAAAGUUAGAGUGAAAAGUGAUGAUGCUUCAAUACUGGAGGUGCAGAAAGAAGGAAUAGGUCAGAAGCACAGAAACUCUGAGGUGAUGAUUGGUUCUAUAUCUAUUCCAGUGAAAGAUUGCAGUACUAUCCAGCAAGGAAACUGCCCUGCUGAAGCAAGAGAUGAUUUUGGAUGCACAGAGCCUGCCAUGCCUAAAAAGUGCAAUAUUGUCCAGAAGCCAGCUAAGCAUAAUGCUCUUCGGAUUGGGUCAAACAGAGCAGCUGCCAAGCUUUGGAGGCCUGUGAGGCGUGAAGUUGGAACACAAUAUCCUGAAGAGGGUGUCAUGUCUUCCAAGUUUGAUGAUCGGACAUCAUUAAAUGAAAAUCCUUUGCAUUGUCAGGUUCCUGAUGGAAAUGCAAAUCAAGUUUUGGGAUUUUCAGAUAUUGUGGCAAAAGCUAAAGUUUUUCUUGCUCAGAGAUGGAGGGAGGCCAUCGCUGGGGAUCAUGUCGUGUAUUCUCGUGACACUUUCUCAGGGCGGCCAGACGUGCCAACGAGCAGUUCAGAAGCAGCCCCAGCAUCAGAUUCUGAGGAACAUUCCGUUGUUUCCACAGCUGAUGAUUAGCUGGCAAAAAAUGAAGUUAUUUAAUUCAUCUUCAAGUAGAAACACUAAGGUCAAGUUUAGGCCAAAGCCUGAAAAGGGUAUUAAGACAAAGUACAUUCCCAAGCAUAAAAAGGAUAAAAGAUAACUUUCUAACUCAUACCCAAUUGUGCAGUUCCUAACCAGUGUAGCAGAGAUUCCUUUUUACCGGUGGUCUUCUGUAAGAGAGUUAAACAAAGGGGGUUUCUAGAGAAGUAGCUUGGUCCCAUCCCCUCUAGUUUGAGUCAAUACCAAUUUUGUUGUAAUGAUGUAGGGUUUUCCUUUUUGGCCUCAUUCGUUAAUUCUUUCUGCUGACCAGAUACCAUGUAUGUUCGGACAAUGUAUGGAUAAUCAAUUGAUAAAAAUGAUCGCGAAGAUCACUGAGCAACCAUUUUUGUG
Lycium ferocissimum is the source of this 3064-nucleotide messenger RNA. RefSeq lists its product as uncharacterized. The transcript has 10 exons. The record is from RefSeq and is a predicted model, not a curated record. Bases 146 to 2650 code for a protein of 834 amino acids. NCBI's taxonomy places the organism in Eukaryota, Viridiplantae, Streptophyta, Magnoliopsida, Solanales, Solanaceae.